This is a messenger RNA of Pseudomyrmex gracilis, 1798 nucleotides long. Its product is annotated as nucleolar protein 8-like. The transcript has 6 exons. The coding region runs from base 148 to 1299 and encodes 383 amino acids. The record is from RefSeq and is a predicted model, not a curated record. Gene Ontology annotation, molecular function: RNA binding. NCBI's taxonomy places the organism in Eukaryota, Metazoa, Arthropoda, Insecta, Hymenoptera, Formicidae.
GUAUGAAGGUGAACUAACCGCAAAUAUACGAACGAUUUUCUAACCUGAAAAGUUUGUUGAUUAUCGAGUGUGAGCGUGAGCACAUGUUUAAGAUCUACAAAUCUCUUCAGUCUUCUCUCUGCUAUUACAUACUCUUAUGGUUCUCUUAUGGCCGCUCUCGGUCCUCUCUUUGGUAUGGCUGAAAAAAGACGUUUGCAAGCUUUGAAAGAAAAGAGACAAAUAUAUAAAGCAAAACAACAGCUUAUUCGGGAUGCAUUAAGUAACAUUAAUGCCACAAACAACAGAAUUAAAUUUGAAGAUGAUGAUGGCAAUAAUUGUGACAAGCAGCAAAGUCCAAAAUUACAAAACAAAAAGAAUGAUUUGUUUAGUGACGAUGAUAAUGACAAUAACGAAACAAAUUUAUUAUGGAAUGAAGAUGAAUUUAGUAGUAACAAAGAUAAACAUAAGAAGGUCACUCUUGGAAAUGAUGCAAGAUUUACUUUGGAUGAUCGUUUUUUGGAAGAUGAUCAUCAGUCUGAGAAAACUGAAUUAGUGGAAAAUACUAAUGAAUCUGAUUUGCAGACAGAAAAAGAGAAACAAUUAGAUAUUUUACAAAAUAUUUUAGGAAAACCUUUUAAAACAAAAUGUUUAGAAAUGAAAGAAGAAACAAAGCCAGCCAAAAAGGGAUUGAUGAUACGAUAUGAUCCAACUGAAAGUAAACAUGGUGAAUAUGAAGUGCAACCUAAAAACAAAUCAGAAAAGAAGGAAAAAAAGAUCAAAAAAAGAAAACUUGAUAAGUCUGAAGAAAUUGAAGAACCUACAACUGUGGAGGUAUCAAAGAAUACUUAUUAUGCUGUAUCUAACACCUUAACAGAAAGUUUGAAACAGAAAGAAGAAUUCAGUCUAUUGAAAAUAUAUGGAAAAGAAAAGGAUAAUACAGAAGAUAAGAAAAGUUACGAUACCUCCAUAGUCGAAAAUAAAGAUAAGAUAUUUAAAUUUCAUUUUAAUAAAAAUAAUGCAUUUAAAUGUGAUUCUUCGGAUGAAGAAGAUAUAAAUACAGCACCAGAUACAGAGAAACAAAUGGUUGAGGACAGUAAGAAUAAUCAUGCAAAUAGUUUAUCUGAAUAUAAAGAUACUUUAUUUCUUGAAAAAGAUGAUGCAAGAUUCAAUGAAGCUGAAAAAUUUUUCAGUGCAGAAGCUACAAGUGAUAAAUUCAAUAAUUUAAGGCGCGAAUUAAAACUGAUUGUACGUUCAAAAAUUCGUAACAAUGAAAAAAAAACUCAGCAAAGUAAAAAAAGAAAAGUAAAAAAGUUCCGAUAAUAAAUAUUUUUUCCUUAAUUGGUAAAUUUUUAUGAUCAGUAUUCUUCUUAGUCGUGACUCCUCCCGAAGUUUAGAUGCUAAUAUCAUUUUCUAUUCUCUAUGUGCGGUUUUCUUAGAGUAAGAGAUUUCACGGUAGGGGCCCUCCUUUCCGUGAAAUUCGGGAUUACACCCGAAUUAAUUUGUGGAGUCCCGCCGAUUCGCCGAUCAACCAAUAAACUCGGUUGAAAGGAAUCAGGAAAAAAAAUCCUUAAGUGGUGAGUGGAUUCAAACUCGGGACUUCCGAGUUCGUAGCCUUCUGCAUUCAGGCCGCGAGACCACUGGGCCGAUCAUGAUCAGUAUAGAUAAAUUUGUAUUUAAUAGCUAUUUGUUUGAUAUAAGUUAUGUGUAUAUGUACAUAUAAAAAAGCUCUUUGUAGUUUGUGCGAAAGAUUACUUUAUAUAAAAAUUUAUUGCAAUUUUUAUUUUCUUCAUAUAUUUAUUCCUAAAAAAAACUCAAUGUA